AUGGUUGAAGAAUUCGUGGAUGAACAAACUCUCACCUCAACUGAUGGCGUGCCAUCAUGGUGGAAACUGGACCUGAUGUCUGCUCAAUGUGUCGGAAAGGUGUCAGUCAAGAGCAUCGAUAAUCAUCAGCUACAUAUAAGACAAUUGUUUGAGGACGCUGUUGUUCGAGCUGGUAUGAGCAGUGUGCCUACUGGGAACGCAAUGUGUGGAAGUCCAGUCUCCACAUACCAAGCCGUAGCCAAUAACUGGAUGGAGUUUGACUGCAAUCCACCUGAUGGACUGACUGCUCGAUACAUCAGCGUCGAUAAUCCAGGACAACGGUUCAUUAUCCUGUGUGAAGUCUUAGUGUUUCCAUGCAGGCCUAACCUUCCAGCAGUGGACUUUGCUUUCGUUGCUAAUCCUGCGCUCAUAAACUUGACUGGUGGCGACGAUGUCGUCCUGACAGCAUACAAAGGUCCCGAUGACAUACCUGCUGGUGUCACAUUUGGCCGUCAGUUGGCAACAGGUGGAACGGAUGGACUUCCGCCUGGAUCAACCGAAGAAGACGAGCCGUCUUUGGGGUGUCAAGGGAGAUCUCUACGGUUACCUGCGGCGGAUGGGAUUAACAGAGUUGGUGUCUUCUAUUUUGAAGGAAGUAGAGGAAGCAUCCACACCAGGAUUCAGAUCGUUAUGCUGCCGAAAGAAAAUUAUGUACAAAUACGUCCAGUUCUGCGAACGCAGAUAGCAAAUGUCGGAGACGCAGUUCGACUGGAGAUGCAAAAUGUGAAUGCCCCAAACACCAACUACAGAUGGCGGUAUAAUGGUGGUGACAUUAUCACAUCUUGGAAUGACCAGCUCAGUGUGUCUAUUGGCGAUGUUGCUGUGAGUGAUGGAGGAGUCUACAGCUGCUUCGUAUCUGACCAGGAGAUUCGACAACUGCAUGGCAUCAUGAGACUCAUUGUGCGAGGUUGUUCUGAUGGAAGGUGGGGGCCACCAUCCUGCCUGAACCUUUGUCGUCGGUGCUACAAUGGAGGCAUAUGUGAUGACAACACAGGAAUCUGUGUCUGUGCUCCGGGUUUCAGUGGAGAAAACUGCGAACAAGUUCAUGGCCGUAAUGUUUUUGGCCAAACAGCCCGUCAUCGUUGCUCCAAUGGGCCUACCACCGAUCCACACGAUGAUGCUUGCCGGGGUCGUUUGUUUUGUCUUCCUGAUCCUUACGGAUGCUCGUGUGCUACAGGAUUUGAAGGACUAGAUUGCAUGCAAGACUGCUCAGAGGGGACGUAUGGAGCUGACUGUAGGCAGACGUGUCACUGUGCACAUGGAGACACAUGCAGUAAGGAUACAGGGGAAUGUAGCAGUGACGUUUGUGACUCUUCAUACUUCGGAAUCAACUGUCAGUGCACACGUCGUCCAGUGGAUGUGACACCGACCUCCAUCUCACAGCGCAGCCUCAAAUUUUCUUGGCGGAGUCCACUUUGUCCAAACUUUGGCACGAUCACCGGGUUCGUCUAUACACUGACCGACGUUAAAUCUGGACCUUUGCCGCCAGUUUUCAAUACAACAGAGAAAUCUGUUACCAUCGAUGGUUUGAUGCCUCACACGGUGUAUAGCUUUCAAGUUGCAGCCAUCACCGCAGAAGUAGGAAGUGGAACGUACAGUGAACCUUUAAUUGUAACCACAAUGGAGGCAGAGCCAUCAGCGCCCUCACAUGUCAACAUUCAGAACAGUGAUGACGUUUCAAUCACCAUCACGUGGUCACCACCCAACUCACCGAAUGGUAUCAUCACCAACUAUGACAUUGCUUACUGGAAGUCGGUUGACGCCGGGAUACAAACUCUGAGAAAUAACGUUGGUGUGUCGCCGCUCGUGUAUCUCGUCGAUGGUCUGGAAAUGUCCACUAUGUACCAAUUACAAGUUCGGGCCAAGACUUCUGCAGGUGCAGGUCCAUGGAGCGACACAGUCACUGCAUCCACGCAAAAUGGUAUUUCUCCUAUUGUUAUUGAUGAUAAAGGUACAACCUAUGUACAGAACAAUGUACCGAAAGUAGCAGCUAUCGUUCUCGGGGUCCUGUUAGCUAUUGCUAUUGCUGUCAUCUUCAUCGGCUGUGUGGUAUGGAGGAAACGAGACCGAGGCCGCAACAGUGCUCCGACUACACCGAGGCUGAACGUCACUGAAAAACUCGAGCUUCCUGUUGUGAUAAAUCCUAGCAUGCAUGGCAUUGAGUCUCCGAUCUCAGACGAUAUUGAAAGGGACAUCUACGAAGACGUUGGUUUACCAGCCUGGGCUAAGGGACUGGAAAUCCAAUGGCAGAAUCUCACGAUUGAGGAUAAGGUUCUUGGCAAGGGAAACUUUGGGGAAGUGAGAGCAGGCCGUAUAGAAAUCAAAGGAGAAGUGUACAAAGUAGCCAUCAAAACUCUCAAAGGUGCGACAACGACUGCUUCCGAGGACUUCCUGGUCGAGUUCAAGACAAUGGUUGGAAUCAAGCCACACCCGAACGUAGUUGGUCUAAUGGGCGCGUGUAUGUACGAAGCCAUUUUGUACGUUGCUCUUGAAUAUCUCCCCAACGGCAACCUGCGUGACUACCUGAGGAGUACUCGCCCCCAGCAGCAGGUGGCAAUGAAGUUGGAUGAUGGUGUAUCACCGUUGACUUCCUUCAACUUACUGACAUUUGCAGUAGAUGUAGCCAGAGGAAUGGAUCACCUCUCUGACACUGGUAUAAUUCACCGUGACUUGGCUGCAAGGAACAUACUUCUCGGAGAAGACUUGACUGCCAAGAUUUCUGAUUUUGGCCUAUCACGGGGAGAGGACAUCUACGUUCAGAAAUCGCAGACACGUGUUCCUUCUCGCUGGUUGGCAAUCGAGUCUUUGACCCGCCGGGUGUACAAGUCUAAGAGUGAUGUAUGGUCAUUCGGGAUUGUACUGUGGGAGAUAGCUACAUUUGGUGCGACGCCCUAUCCAGGAAUUCAGAGCUUGUCGUUGGCCAAACGAUUGCAGGAAGGUUACCGAAUGCCCAAGCCGGAAAACUGUGCCGAUGAAAUCUACGAUCUGAUGAUGAAAUGUUGGCAGCUAGUACCAAGCCAUCGCCCAAGCUUCAAAGAAAUCACGAUGACGCUCCAGAAAAUGAAUGAACCAUCAGAUGAGAACAUCUACAUGGCAACUCAUUUCUACGUGAAUCACGUGAUCAAGCCCGAGUUUGACGAUAACUAGGAAGACGGUACAAGACUGAAGGCGAAGCAUCUUAAAGGAAAAAAAUUCCUCACGAGAUAUCUUGGAGAUGCGACUCAAAUAUCAUUGACUGAUUAUUCUGAUUUU
This is a messenger RNA of Patiria miniata (bat star), 3291 nucleotides long. RefSeq names its product tyrosine-protein kinase receptor Tie-1-like. Gene Ontology annotation, cellular component: signaling receptor complex. The record is from RefSeq and is a predicted model, not a curated record. NCBI's taxonomy places the organism in Eukaryota, Metazoa, Echinodermata, Asteroidea, Valvatida, Asterinidae. The transcript has 21 exons. Gene Ontology annotation, biological process: multicellular organism development; cell surface receptor protein tyrosine kinase signaling pathway; protein phosphorylation. Bases 1 to 3186 code for a protein of 1061 amino acids. Gene Ontology annotation, molecular function: protein binding; transmembrane receptor protein tyrosine kinase activity; ATP binding.